GAUCCCAAGGUCCAUCCCUUGAAUCCACAAGCAAUGGCAGACACAAUGCCUCAUCACCCAAACUUCCCAACACAGAAGAGCUCACUCGGCCUAUUUCUCCAGACAGUCCUGAAAUCAUCAGUGAACUGCAACAAUAUGCAGAGGCAGCGGCUGCCCGUGAGUCCAAACACAACUCUCCUACCACCAACACUACACCUGGACAUCCCACUCGGAAAGACAAUGCAGCCCAUUCAACAGCUCGUGGAACUGAGCAACGAGUAGGGACCCAUGGUUUGGCUUCUUCAACAGCCUUGCCAGCCACCAGUCAAAAUGUUGAUAGCCACUCAGUGCUGGACUUACGAGGCAACAAGCGUAAGUCAACUUCACCAUCUGGUCCAGAUGAGCAAGCCCAUCGCCAGCAGAAGAAACGCUCACUGCCAACAACAGGUCAACCAUAUGAAAGUGGGUACCCUGUCUCUGGUGGGUUCACCAUGCCCUCUGUCCCUUUAAACCACAACUUAACCCAUCCAUUUGCUCCCCAAGCAGGCAACCCGUUGUACAUGGGCACAGGCUCCUCCUAUUACCAGCUGCCUAGCUUGCUAUCAGAUCCUCAUCUGGUGUUCCCUGUGACUACUGACCCUCUGCUGACAGCGGGCACUGCUAGUUCUUCUGCUGCUACCUCAGCCACCGCCAGCGUCCCCUCUUUCAUGUUAAACCCCUCCAUGACGGGGAUGCUCUCCAACUAUUCGCUGCCCUUCUCACAGUCACUCCUGCCUGAGCCCAGGAUGUUUGCUCCUUUUCCAGCCCCUGUCUUAUCAAGCAGCCUUCCCAGGAGCAUGGCAUCUGCCUAUCCUGGCUUCAUGUCACCUCACGCGGGAUAUCCAGCGGGGGGCCUCCUUCGGUCUCAGGUGCCUCCAUUUGACACCCGUGAGGUCUCUGAGGUGGGCUGCAGCUCCAACGAGGAUGAGGACAAAGAUGAUGAUGUAAUAGAAAUCACAGGGAAGUAAUGGGCCUAGUCACUUCUUUUAGAUUGCAACUCAGUCAGGAGGCAAAAAUUCCUCGCUGGACCUUUCUGGGGUCAGGAUUUUAUAUCUAGAACACACAGCAGAAGUGGAGGAAGAGGUUGGAAAGGAAAUGGCAUGUUUAGUUGUCAAAGAUCUGCUUUGUAUGGGAACUGAAUUGAAUGGACACCCCUCCCACAGGAGUGGGGAGAAACAAGAGUUGGGCAAGGGAAGUAUCACUGCAAACCACAGGAGUGCCUCCUUGACUUUCCCUCCCAUGCUGUCUGUGUUGUCCAAAAGGAAGACUUGCCAUUAAUAUUUCAGUGCCCUUUGUUAGACUGGAGACAUUGGGCUGAUCUUUUUAUUUUCCUUUUGUCUGUGGAAUAACACUCAUACACAAACGGCCUUAUCUGAGAAAGUUCAUUGUCCCAUGAUCAAAAGCGGGAGAUUUGUGCCCUAAGAAACCUGAGGAUGAAUUGCAUUCUUAAUAGAGGGAGGGAGGUGGGAAAGGAAGGAGCAGGCAAUGUGUCAUAUGUA
Messenger RNA from Python bivittatus (Burmese python), 1517 nucleotides. The record is from RefSeq and is a predicted model, not a curated record. Lineage: Eukaryota; Metazoa; Chordata; Lepidosauria; Squamata; Pythonidae.